AGCUACCUUGUGAUCACUUCCGUGUAUAGUGUACACAAAAAACUCGAACACAAAACAGAUUGGAGAUUGGCAAGAGUCAAAUAAUGACCUUUUUCAGUCAAGACAACGUAAAACACUUCGAAGUUCCAAGUGAAGAUGGAAAAAUAAAUACUUUAACGUUGUUAGAGGCAGCACGUGGGGUGGUGGAGAUGGUUUCUGCCUUUGGGAAAGCAUUUUCACCUGUGAAAAGUGACAUAAAUGGAAACAUCGAGAAACUGCAGAAGAAAUUCGAGAUGGACAAGGAAUUAUUUGUUACCUUAAAUGCCAUGCUAGACGAUGAGCUAGCAAACAAGAAGACUGAUCUUGCCAAAAUUGGAGGACUUUGGUUAAUGAGAGGGUUAAGAUUUCUGCAGAAAUUCAUGCAGUUAUUGAUUGAGGAGUAUAGAGAAGGAAGUAAAGAGGAGAACAUGAAACAGAUCAUAACAGCUGCAUAUGAAACUACUCUAAAGAAAUACCAUGGAUUUAUUGUCAAAAAGGUGUUUUCUGGAGUGUCAAGUUUAGCACCAUACAGAAAAGAUUACUUAUUGAAGAUGGCAUUUGGAAAGGAAGGAUUAGAGGAACAGGUUAUAAAUGACAUGGCGGUCUACUUAGAGACGAUGGAUCCCUUACUAGAUGCCUUGGGCCAGCUGUUCAAAGACAAAGGACUUGACACAGAUGAUAAAGUGUAAAAGUCCUGGACCAUCUAGAAAUCUUAUUGAGUAGGUUCCUGCCUUUGUUUUAAAUAACAAUGUGUGAUAUUUAUUAUUAUUUUUAUGAUGCUCUACUUACAUUUGACUAUGCAGCUUUCAUCUCAGAGACAGGAAAUUAAGAAAGAUCUGAAUCAUCAUGAAUUGUGUUAUAUAUUUAUUACAUAUCUAUAACAAUAGAAGUGGGUACUGUCGCAGAUUUUGUUUUAACUAGAGAUAUUGGAUAUAGUUUUGUAUAUAUUAUUUUAUACAAGAUUUGUUAAUGACCUUUUACAUCAAUUUCAUGAAUACAUUCCAGUUUUAACUAUGUGUAUAUAUACCCUUUACAAACAUGGAUGUACAUGUCUUUCAUGGGUUAAUAUUGUUAUUUAUUGCACAGUAUUUCAGUUCUUGUUUCUCUGUACAUCAAUAAAACUUAAAACACGACAAAUUCAAAGUGUAUUUUUACAAAACUAAAAAAAAUUUGCUACCAUUGUAUGUUGCAGUUACAGGUUAUUUUAAAACCCAGUGCAGCUUUUUAUUGUGUGUGUUGCAAUAAACUUCCUAAUACAAAACUAUUCAUAAGCUUUGUCAGUAUUUAUUGAUAGCUACAAAACAAAGAGAAGCACUGUUUGGUUAACUGAUGUUUCAUAUUUCAUUACUUAAAAUCUUAUUUCUCUGAUAAUGUAUAUUUACAUAUUGUAAUAAUUCUGAAUUCUCUGCCAUUUGCCUGUAUUGUACACAGUGUACCUAUGAGCCACAGGGCUCCUUUGGUCAAUGAAUAAAUAAAUAAAACAAAA
Molecule: messenger RNA, 1504 nt
Organism: Ostrea edulis (European flat oyster)
Lineage: Eukaryota; Metazoa; Mollusca; Bivalvia; Ostreida; Ostreidae
Product: glycolipid transfer protein-like
Exons: 6
Coding region: 84-707 (207 amino acids)
Biological process (GO): ceramide transport; intermembrane lipid transfer
Cellular component (GO): cytoplasm; cytosol; membrane
Molecular function (GO): ceramide 1-phosphate transfer activity; ceramide 1-phosphate binding
Source: RefSeq, a predicted model, not a curated record